AUGAGAGAAAUUGUUCAUAUUCAAACUGGACAGUGUGGAAAUCAAAUCAGUUCAAAGUUCUGGGAACAAAUAUGUGGAGAGCACGGGGUAGACCCAACUGGAGUUUAUCGAGGAGCGUCAGACCUACAGCUAGAUCGCGUGAAUGUUUUCUUUAACGAAGCAGCAAGUGGGCGUUAUACACCGCGAUCUGUCCUAGUUGACUUGGAGCCGGGAACAAUGGACGCUAUUAGAUCCGGGUCCCACGGACAGAUGUUUCUUCCCGACAAUUUUGUUUUUGGCCAGAACGGAUCAGGAAAUAACUGGGCUAAGGGGUUCUAUACGGAGGGGGCCGAACUUGUAGAGCAGGUAAUGGAUGUGGUUAGAAGAGAGGCCGAGGGAUGCGACCGAUUACAGGGAUUCCAGUUGACCCACUCCCUCGGUGGAGGGACAGGAUCCGGUAUGGGAACGUUGAUAGCCUCUAAAGUGCGGGAUGAAUAUUCGGACCGGGUCAUGUGUACAUAUUCCAUCCUGCCAUCUCGAAAGGUAUCGGAGGUCAUUACAGAGGCUUACAACGCCAUCUUGUCUGCCAACCAGCUCCUGGGUAAUACUGACGAAACAUUCUGUAUCGAUAACGAGGCUCUUUUUGACAUCUGCUAUCGGACACUUAAGCUUACAGCACCAAGCUACGGAGACCUGAACCAUAUCGUUUCCAAUACCAUGUCCGGUGUGACGUCAUCAAUGCGCUUUCCAGGUCAACUGAACACGGAUCUCCGGAAGUUAGCUGUCAAUCUGAUACCUUUUCCACGACUCCAUUUUCUCAUCCCCGGGUUUGCUCCGCUGACGUCACGAGGGUGCGUUCAGUAUCGCGCUCUCUCAGUUGCUAAGCUGGCCCAAGAGAUUUUUGGUGCGAAAAACAUGAUGGCCGCGUGUAACCCAAAUCAAGGACGGUAUCUUACUGUUGCAAGUAUAUUUAGAGGUCAACUGUCGAUGGCGGAGGUUGAACAGGAAAUGCUGAACCACAAAAAUAAAAAUUCAAAUCACUUUGUUGAAUGGUUGCCAUGUAACAUCCAAAUGGCUGUUUGUGACAUCCCGCCAAGAAAUCUCAAAAUGUCGGCAACAUUCAUUGGAAACAAUACUUCGAUUCAGGAACUUUUCCGGCGAAUGUCUAAACAGUUUACUGGGAUGUACAGGAAGCGGGCAUAUGUUCAUUUGUACACUGGUGAGGGUAUGGACCAAUUAGAGUUCCUGGAGGCCGAGUCCAACAUAAAUGACCUGGUGUCCGAGUACCAACAGUAUCAGGACGCUUCUUGUGACGAAAACGCCAUGUCAGAUGAGGAGGAGUGCUGAAAAGGACGCACACAUAGACACGUAUACAUAACACGCACGCACAUACAUACACGCAUACACAGUUCACGUACAUACACGCAUACACAUUACACGUACAUACACGCAUACACAAUACACGCGCAUAAACGCAAGCUCCCAUUCUACACGCGCGCUCAGACGUGGAUAUCUUCAUGUUUUAAGUGCAAUGUCAUGAUAGCCUUUAACUAACAGAAAUGUGGUCCCUUGGAAAGAAACAAGAACACACGUGGUGGUCAGUUUAGUUAACAUGGUCAAUGUCUUUAUCAAUGAACCCUUCUGGAAAUUACUUGUGAUGUCAUCUUGCGCGCUAUGGUUUCUUUCCUUUUCAGAGAAAGAAAACCAAAAAGCAAAGAUUUGUUUUGACAAGUUUUCUUUUAAACUGAUAAGCGUGGCCGUACCGAUAAAGCAACAAGGCUAGCGAUCUG
This is a messenger RNA of Pecten maximus, 1769 nucleotides long. Its product is annotated as tubulin beta-1 chain-like. Gene Ontology annotation, biological process: microtubule cytoskeleton organization; mitotic cell cycle. Gene Ontology annotation, cellular component: cytoplasm; microtubule. Bases 1 to 1326 code for a protein of 441 amino acids. Gene Ontology annotation, molecular function: structural constituent of cytoskeleton; GTPase activity; GTP binding. NCBI's taxonomy places the organism in Eukaryota, Metazoa, Mollusca, Bivalvia, Pectinida, Pectinidae. The record is from RefSeq and is a predicted model, not a curated record. The transcript is spliced from 2 exons.